Messenger RNA from Drosophila ananassae, 2063 nucleotides. It is a transcript of the gene Aldh-III, whose product is annotated as aldehyde dehydrogenase, dimeric NADP-preferring. Gene Ontology annotation, biological process: aldehyde metabolic process. The coding region runs from base 465 to 1961 and encodes 498 amino acids. The record is from RefSeq and is a predicted model, not a curated record. The transcript has 11 exons. Gene Ontology annotation, molecular function: aldehyde dehydrogenase (NAD+) activity. Lineage: Eukaryota; Metazoa; Arthropoda; Insecta; Diptera; Drosophilidae. Gene Ontology annotation, cellular component: cytoplasm.
UGGUUUUUUCCGAGCCCCAAAGUGAACUGGGAACUCGGCGUUUGGGUCCGAGAUUGGCUUUAAUCUGCUCUCAGUUGUCUCGGCGAUCGGUUGGAAUUCCGGUUGAAUUCCGCAUGCGCCGUAAUCCUGCCAGUUGAUAGCAUCAAAGCCCUCCGAAAUCGCACCCGGCCAUCGCAAAAAGUACAUACAUUUAUUGUAUAUAAUUCGAACAAUAAACAAAACAAAACCGUAGAUGCGAACCAAACGAAAGUGAAUGUGUUGUUUACGUUUCUGAGUGUCUGUCUGUCUAUCUGUCCACCUCUCUUUCACACAUUUCUUCGGUUUAACUUCCCCCCCAUCCGCCCGCAGAAACAGAAACUGAAAACGCAGAAGCCUCCACCGGAAUCCCAGCAGCAUCCGCAUCCCAACAUCUCCCAGAGAAGCAGCAGCCGCUCCAAGCCGAAGCCGAAUCCGAGACCGACAGAAUGGCCAAUUUCGACGAUACGUUGCAACGAGCCCGCCUCGCCUUUUCCAGUGGCAAGACCAGGAGCGUCAGCUUUCGACGCAAGCAGCUGGAGAAUCUUCUGCGUUGCUAUGAGGAGCACGAGAGCGAGAUCAUCAGUGCCUUGGAGGCGGAUCUGCGGCGACCCAAACAGGAGUCCCUCAUCGUCGAGACCGAGUUCAUGAAGAACGACAUCAAGCACAUUCUAUUCCACCUAGAUGACUGGGUCAAGGCAGAUAAGCCAUCGAAGUCGUUCGUUAAUCUGAUGGACGAUGUCCAGAUCUAUAAUGAUCCUUUUGGAGUGGUCCUGGUGAUUGGCGCCUGGAACUAUCCGCUGCAGCUGCUGCUGGUGCCCGUGGCCUCCGCCAUCGCUGCUGGCAACUGUGUCGUCAUCAAGCCCAGCGAGAUUGCCGCCAACUGCGCCAAAUUCAUUGCCGAUGUCAUUCCCAAAUAUUUGGAUAAUGACUGCUUCCCAGUUGUCUGCGGUGGACCCGCGGAGACUGCCGAGCUGCUCAACCAACGCUUCGACUACAUCUUCUACACAGGAUCCACUCGCGUGGGAAAGAUCAUCCACGCCGCGGCCAACAAGCACCUGACGCCGACGACUCUGGAGCUGGGUGGCAAGAGUCCCUGCUAUAUCGACAAGUCGGUGGAGCUGCGCACUGCCGUGAAGCGCAUUCUGUGGGGAAAACUGAUCAACUGUGGACAGACCUGUAUUGCUCCCGACUACAUCCUCUGCUCCAAGGAGGUGCAGGAGAAGUUUAUUGCGGAAGCCAAGGAAGUGCUUAAGGAGUGGUACGGCGAGAAUAUCCAAAGCAGCCCGGAUCUAAGCCGCGUGAUCAAUGCCAACAAUUUCCAGCGCCUUCUCGGUCUGAUGAAGUCCGGACGCGUGGCCGUUGGUGGCAAGUACGAUGUCAGCGAACGUUACAUCGAGCCCACCAUCUUGGUGGAUGUGAAGGCCAACGAUCCCAUCAUGGAGGAGGAAAUCUUCGGCCCCAUCUUGCCCAUCUACAAUGUGGAGAGUGCCUAUGAUGCCAUCAAGUUCAUCAAUGCCAGAGAGAAACCACUUGUAAUUUACGUGUUCUCCAACUCAAAUAAGCUAGUUAAAGAGUUCAGAAGCAAUACCACCAGCGGCGGAUUCUGCAGCAACGAAACAAUUAUGCACUGUGGAGUUGAUGUCCUGCCCUUCGGAGGCGUGGGAAUGAGUGGAAUGGGCAGCUACCAUGGCAAGUAUGGCUUCGAUACCUUCACACACAAAAAGUCGUGCCUUGGAAAGGAUCUUUCCGCCCUUGGCGAAAAGUUGGCAUCAGCGCGUUAUCCACCCUACUCGGACCGCAAAGGAUCGCUGCUGUCUUUCCUGCUCCGCAAGCGCCGCCCUCUGCCCAAUCUGCAUCUGAGCCACCUUCUGGCCGUUGGCCUGGGCGUCGGUUUGACGGUCUUGGCCAACUACUACCUACAGGGCAAGCUGUUGUCGCGUUAGUUGGGCCGCUUGGCGCUGUUUCGAUGGCGGAGUCUGGAGACCGUCGCCAGUGGAUUUUUUACAUUUAAUUUUGGAAUUGUUUGCAAUAAAUGUAUAAGCAUA